Medicago truncatula (barrel medic) is the source of this 1169-nucleotide messenger RNA. Its product is annotated as flavonol synthase/flavanone 3-hydroxylase. The record is from RefSeq and is a predicted model, not a curated record. Bases 1 to 1005 code for a protein of 334 amino acids. The transcript is spliced from 3 exons. Lineage: Eukaryota; Viridiplantae; Streptophyta; Magnoliopsida; Fabales; Fabaceae.
AUGGAAAAGACACAAAGAGUGCAAAAUGUAGCUUCAUUAUCGAAUGAAACAAUUCCAGCAGAGUUUGUUAGGUCCGAAAAAGAACAACCUGGAAACUCAACUGUUAGAGGGACCCAAUUAGAGGUUCCUCUAAUUGAUUUUAGUAACCCAGAUGAGGAAAAAGUGUUACAUGAAAUCAUAGAUGCGAGUUGUAAAUGGGGAAUGUUCCAAAUUGUUAAUCAUGAAAUACCUACAGAACUUAUAACCAAACUUCAAAGUGUUGGAAAAACGUUUUUUGAGUUACCUCAAGAAGAAAAGGAGCAAUAUGCUAAACCUCCUGAUUCUAAAUCUAUUGAAGGUUAUGGAUCUAAGCUUGGUAAUGAUAUUGAUAACAAGAGAGGUUGGGUUGAUCAUUUGUUUCAUAAGAUAUGGCCACCUUCGGAUAUUAACUAUCGAUUUUGGCCUAAAAAUCCUCCUUCUUACAGAGAGAUCAACGAGGAAUACGGCAAACACCUACAUGGGGUUGUAGACAAGUUGUUCAAAAACUUGUCAAUAGGGUUAGGGCUUGAAGGUCAUGAGCUAAAGGAGUAUGCAGGGGGUGAUAACAUGGUUCACUUGUUAAAGAUCAACUAUUACCCACCUUGCCCCUGUCCUGAUCUUGUUCUUGGUGUUCCAGCUCAUUCAGACAUGUGUUUUAUCACGCUUCUUGUCCCAAAUGAUGUUCAAGGUCUUCAAGCCUCUAGAGAUGGACAAUGGUACGAUGUUAAGUAUGUCCCCUCGGCUUUUGUAAUUCACAUUGGCGACCAACUGGAGAUAAUGAGCAAUGGAAAAUACAAGGCUAUAUUACACAGAACAACAGUGAGCAAAGAUGCAACAAGAAUUUCUUGGCCAGUGUUCAUAGAACCGCAACCAGAGCAAGAAGUUGGGCCUCACCCAAAACUGGUUAACCAAGACAACCCACCAAAAUUCAAGACCAAGAAAUACAAAGAUUAUGCAUACUGUAAGCUCAAUAAGAUCCCUCAGUAAGUGAAACUGCUUGUACCAAUUCAGACAUAUUGCAGGCUGUUAUAGUAUAAUUAGAGAAAAAGCUAAGUCCUCAAAGUAGAGUGGACAAAUUGGUUAGUGAAAAUGGACUUGUGUCACUUGAUCUAAUAAUUAAUCCGAAAGGAGGAGGAGGAAUGAUGUGUAAA